Messenger RNA from Penicillium macrosclerotiorum, 321 nucleotides. RefSeq lists its product as uncharacterized. The transcript has a single exon. Lineage: Eukaryota; Fungi; Ascomycota; Eurotiomycetes; Eurotiales; Aspergillaceae. The record is from RefSeq and is a predicted model, not a curated record. The coding region runs from base 1 to 321 and encodes 106 amino acids.
AUGAGUGGUCAGGGGGAGAUAAUUGACAAGGUCUUGAGGGAUUUUGAAGAUUGUGGUGGGCUUGCCCCGAGUGGAAGCACCAACAUCGAAGACCUUCUUGCAGCGAGCAAGCUCUCGUUACUAGUCUCAAAUGUCGACGAAACGUCCGAUCCCCGACAGCCUACAGAGGAGCAACGCAUUGUGGGGAAGGGCCUCUUACCAGUACCUUCGAAUGUCGACCAAAGGUCACAGAAUUCCACAGAUAAGCCACGUCCGAAUGAGGAGCAAGAACGCCUACAAGCGAAGCUUUCUGACACUGAGAAUAAGCCAUGGGAAUACUAA